Messenger RNA from Hirundo rustica (Barn swallow), 2748 nucleotides. RefSeq names its product phosphoglycolate phosphatase (gene PGP). The record is from RefSeq and is a predicted model, not a curated record. Gene Ontology annotation, molecular function: sn-glycerol 3-phosphatase activity. Gene Ontology annotation, cellular component: cytoplasm. NCBI's taxonomy places the organism in Eukaryota, Metazoa, Chordata, Aves, Passeriformes, Hirundinidae. Bases 8 to 961 code for a protein of 317 amino acids. The transcript has 2 exons.
GGCGGUCAUGGCGGACGCGAUGGCGGCGGGCUGCCCGCGCCUCUGCCGGCGCCUGGAGGGCGAGACGGCGCGGGCCGUGCUGGCCAACGCCGACACGCUGCUCUUCGACUGCGACGGCGUCCUGUGGCGGGGCGAGGCGGCCGUGAGCGGCGCGGCGGCGGCGCUGGGCAAGCUGGCGGCGGCGGGCAAGCGGCUGUGCUACGUGACCAACAACAGCGGGCGGACGCGCGCGGCCUACACCGAGAAGCUGCGGCGCCUCGGCUUCCCGCCCGCCGAGCUCCGCCACAUCUUCAGCUCGGCCUUCUGCGCCGCCCGCUACCUGCGCCAGGCGCUGCCGCCCGGCGCCGCCGCCUACGUGCUGGGCAGCCCCGCGCUGGCCGCGGAGCUGGAGGCCGUGGGCAUCCCGCACCUGGGGCCCGGGCCCGCCGCCCUGCCCGGCCCCGCGCCCGCCGACUGGGUGCAGGCGCCGCUCGACCCCGCCGUGCGCGCCGUGCUCGUGGGCUUCGACGAGCACUUCAGCUACGCCAAGCUGUGCCAGGCGCUGCGGUACCUCCUGCGCGGCGGCCCCGACUGCCUCCUGGUCGGCACCAACCGCGACCACCGGCUGCCGCUCGAGGGCGGAGCCGGCAUCCCCGGGACGGGGUGCCUGGUGAAGGCCGUGGAGACGGCGGCGCAGCGCGAGGCCUUCAUCGUGGGCAAGCCCAACCGCUUCAUGUUCGACUGCGUGGCCGGCGAGUUCCGGGUGGACCCGGCGCGCACCAUCAUGGUGGGGGACCGGCUGGACACGGACAUCCUGAUGGGCAACGACUGCGGCCUCACCACGCUGCUCACCCUCACCGGGGUGACGACGCUGGACGAGGCGCGGGGCCACCGGGACAGCGGCUGUCCCGCCAGGCACGGCCUGGUCCCCGAUUACUACGUCGACAGCAUCGCCGACCUGCUCCCGGCGCUGGGCGAGUAACGGCGCCCGGGCCUGUGGCAGUAACGUACGCGCUAGAUACCCCCGGAGUUAGAACCCUUAGCUUGUCUCCCCUCUGUCCUCUCGGUAUGAUUCUGUUUACAUCUCGGUCUGAAAUGCACUUUGGAGCAAAGGGGGCAUUACCCCGGGGCUCGGGGCUGGGGUUGGGUUUGGCUAUAAACGCGUCGAUCCGAUGCUCGCGGUGCUCCGCGGCGCGGGGUCCUGCGGGCUGAGCUAGGGAGAAGGAUCCUGUCCUGGCCAGGCUGGGCCAUGCCUCAGCCCGCUUUGUUCAGGGAAACGACUCUUGGGAUGUGCAGUAGCUCUGGUUGUGUUUGGAAGCACUUGUGGAGCUGGUGUUUGCCUUUGGGGUGAUUUUUUUUUCCCAGCUGGGGCCCUGUUCAGGGGCCCAGCCCCACGUCAGGUCACACACAUUCAUCUCCUUCGUUUGACCGAUGCACGUUGCACUUGUGAUGCAGAUUGGGAUGAUCCCAACAACUCCAGACCUCGGCUGCUGCACACGGGGUCUGUCCAAGGUCGAGUGUGUGUAAAGUGCAUGUACACACGGGCACUCCCUGAGCAUAGAGAUAGAGCAGAAUAUAUUUAAAUUAUAAAUAGAGUCUAUGAUAAUAUAUCUUGUUUCCCCGGAGGGAGGAUGAGAGGGAUGUACUUCGCUGAUUUCGUUCUCCUAAACCGUUGCAUUUGGUAAUGCAGAGAGUCUGCAGCCAUGCAGGACUGCCCUUCACUGCUGCUGCUUCCCAGAAAUCCCUGGAUCGAUGCGUGCCCAGCUCCUGCACUUCCCUCAGCGCCAGCCAGCCACUUGCCUUGGCUUUGGCUGCACAAUCCCGAAUCCUGCUCAGUCCGUGGAUGGAUGUAGUGCCCAGGACAGCUGUGCACAGGGAGCCCUGUGGGUCCUGGCUGUGUGUGGCAGUAGCUCGUGCUUCCUUCCCAUCCCUGAGGAUCAGAUCUUCCGCGUGUGCCGGCGGGGGCCGGGCACGGUGGGUGGUGAGGAGGAGUGCUGGCUUGCUCAGGGAUGAUUCUGUUUGAUCUCCAGGUGGGAUUGGGCAAUGAGGGGCUCACCCCCCAAAACGGGGUGGUGUUUGUGCUGCCUCAAUCCCACAGCGAAAGCUUUUGCAUUACAGAAUUAAUUGAAAAUUAUAUAUGCAAAUAUCACGCUUUUAUUCCAUAGAUUCCAGUAUCUACAGUUCAAUUUAAGCACUGGUUUUCCUUCCUGCCCAGCUGAGGAGCUCGGGCAGUGCUGAUGCCAUUUCCUGCCUGGUAACUUGUCACCUUGUCUGUACAGCAAUAACCCUGCAGUCCAGAGGGUCUCGGUGUUCCCAGAGCAUUGGCUGAACCUCUGAAAGGCUGUUUGUUUGUGAUUGGGAGUUGUGGAAGGAAGCGUGGAUAAUCCCUUCCCUGCUCCUCUCUCCAGAUGAAGAACUGCACAAUCCCAGAGGCAGAACUUGCCCUUGAUCUGGGUAGCGUGGAGAUGGACACUAUGGACUCACUGCAGGUCGUGUCUGAUGUAACACUGUGGGUUUGGAUUCAGUCUCUGUAUCUGGUGCUUUUUGUGUCAGGAUACGUCGGGAAAAGGCCAGCAGAGAGUCCAGCAUCCCUCAGGCAGCUCUCCCUGCUGAGGGCUCUCGCUGGCGAGGGAGCCAUUGCCUGGGCUCAGGGAUGCUGGGAUGUGCUGGUGGCGGUGUCAGUCAUGCUUCAAAACUCUGUUCUGACUUCCAAAUGGUUCUUAAUCCUCUACUUGAAUUCCCAUUAAACUCUCAAACCUGCUCUCCCCA